Molecule: messenger RNA, 1106 nt
Organism: Raphanus sativus (radish)
Lineage: Eukaryota; Viridiplantae; Streptophyta; Magnoliopsida; Brassicales; Brassicaceae
Product: protein LSD1
Exons: 8
Coding region: 244-837 (197 amino acids)
Source: RefSeq, a predicted model, not a curated record
AAUCGUAAAUUGCUAAAUACAGAGAAAGAAAAAAGGGGAAAAUUUCGAAAUCUUAUUUGUCCAUAUCUCUCUCAAUUUGGAUUGGCUUUUCUUCUUCGGGAUAUCGGCUCUAGCGUUCGCGGGGUUUUGCAAUCGAGAUCCCUCUUCCAUCUCCAAUCGAAGCUUUUGGCUUUGAAUUGGAUUUUUUGGGUUUCGGUUUCAAAUCCAGCUCCUUUGUGAGAAACCAGGAAAAAAAAAGGAGAGAUGCAGGACCAGCUGGUAUGUCAUGGCUGUAGAAAUACAUUGGUCUAUCCUAGAGGAGCUACCAACGUUCGCUGUGCCUUAUGUAACACUAUCAACAUGGUCCCUCUUCAUCCUCAUCCUCCUCCUCCUCCUCAUCAUCAUGCUCAUUUAGGGAUGGACAUGGCUCACAUUGUAUGUGGUGGUUGUCGUACAAUGCUUAUGUAUACUCGUGGGGCCAAUAGUGUAAGAUGCUCUUGCUGUCAGACUGUGAACCUUGUCCCAGCAACAACCACACCCGCCAAUCAGCCUGCGCAUAUCAGCUGUGGGAACUGUCGAACAACCCUCAUGUAUCCUUACGGUGCACCAUCUGUUAGAUGUGCUGUUUGUCAGUUCGUUACUAAUGUUAAUCAGAUGGGCAAUGGAAGGGUGCCUUUCCCAACUAACCUGCCAAAUGGAACAACAGCCUCCCCUGGUUCAAUGCCCCCCUCUACAUCCACUCAGUCAACACCACCGUCUCAGACCCAAACCGUCGUCGUAGAAAACCCCAUGUCUGUUAACGAAAGUGGAAAGUUGGUGAGCAAUGUUGUUGUUGGAGUGACAACAGAAAAGAAAUAACCCACAAGAUAUUUCAGUCUCUAUCCCUGCGUCUGGUUUGUGCAUAUUACAUACGCGGAAAAGUGACUGUUUUAUGUUAUAUCCUUGACUCUUUUUUUCUUAACCUCCAAGAAAAAAAAGGCUCUCAGAAUCUCUUGUUUUGUUUUUUUGUUCUUUCAAAGUUGAUGAACACAAAGGUUUUUGGUCCAACAAUCUGCCAUUCCUAUUUGUAGACUAUGUAAACUUUAUUGGCCCUUUGUGGCAUUGUUAAUCUAUGUAUUCAUAUAUAA